Molecule: messenger RNA, 1926 nt
Organism: Venustampulla echinocandica
Lineage: Eukaryota; Fungi; Ascomycota; Leotiomycetes; Helotiales; Pleuroascaceae
Exons: 3
Coding region: 1-1926 (641 amino acids)
Source: RefSeq, a predicted model, not a curated record
AUGACUCAACUAUCUAGAGAGUCUGUGGUCUAUACCACGCCAUGGACAUCUGCAAAUGGUGCGGCUUGGCUCGCCACGCCAACAUCGUAUUCGAGAACGCGAAUCUCUGUGGCGAGUGUUACCAGACGGCGACCCGGGUGGCCCAGAACCCAGAGCCUUGUUGGGAUAUUCCUCUUGCAGGACCCGAAUCCAGACUGGGCGAGACUCCAGUCUCCCUUGACGCUUUUUGCUGAGACGCGGUCGUCGAAUUCGGAGGGGUUGCCAGGGGAGGAUAUCAACUCCUUGUUCUUCUGGUCGGAACUUGAUCAAUUCAAGCUCACUGUUUCGGUGUCUGCUGCCCUAGAUAAUCCGGCGGCAGAACAUAUAAGUCAGAGGCCCGCCGAAGUGAAUCUUGCUACCAGAAAUACUUUCCACCAGGCUGAGCAGUGGCUACACGAAUGUCUUACUACUCACAAAGAAGGGCCAGAUUAUCUGUCCAAGCCCCGCCUCCCAACUCGAGUUAUUGAUGUUGGGUGUGACUCUGAGUCCAUUGUCAGGCUCUUUGAGCCAUCUUCGGUAACGCAUGACCAAUAUACGGCAAUUUCCUACUGCUGGGGCACCCGGAGGUUCACAGCCACUACCACAGCAAAUAUCGAGGCGCACAAAACAGGAAUCGAUACGUCUACACUUCCACAAACUAUCAGGGAUGCAAUUACUGUCACACGGGGGCUUGGCUUCCGCUAUCUCUGGAAUGAUGCCCUUUGUAUCAUCCAAGACAGCCUGGAUGAUAAAUGCAAAGUAAUCGGGGGUAUGGGCGAAAUAUAUCGAAACUGCACACUCACGAUAGCUGCAGUGAGCGCGGCUGGAUCUUACGAGGGCUUCUUACACCCAAAACCGCUGCUGAUGGCAGAUCUCCCUUAUCGCUGCCCCGAUGGCGAAAUUGGUACAGUAAGGUUGUUGUCACAGAAGAACGUGGAUCUCUGGUGUGAAACAAUGUUCACGAGGGGGUGGUGUUUGCAAGAAUACCUCUUGUCCGCCCGCCUUUUGCUCUUCACCAACACGGAAGUAAUAUGGUCUUGUCAAUGUACGCCUUUCCAGCGCCCAGAUACCACGCAUGUCUCCUAUAGCUUUGAGCUCCCUACACUUCCAACUUCCCCAGUCCAUAGAUUGCCUGUAAACUUCUUUACGCCGUCAAACCCUCCGAGUGCCCCUCCGGGUACCCAAUUUGACACCGCCCAUUUCAUGGAGUGGACAAGUCUAGUGGCGAACUAUUCGCGCCGCCGACUCACAGUCGCAGCUGACCGCCUCCCCGCUAUUUCUGGCAUUGCCCGGUAUUUCGCACAGGCAUAUAUGGACGAAUAUUUUGCUGGACUGUGGAAACGACAGUUUAUUGAGUUUCUGACAUGGAGACGUAGUUCACGGGUGCAACCAGAAAACUUCAGCCGUCCUGCCUCUUACCUGGCUCCAUCAUGGUCCUGGGCAAGCAUUGAGGGCCCUAUCGAGUUUCAGUUUCAGAACGGCCCAGUCCUCAAACCCCCAAAGGUUCCAGGUGCUAAGCUGAUCUCUUGUACUGUCGAGACGGUUUCAGAGCAUGCCCCAUUGGGAGAAGUCAAAGGUGGAAGAGUUAUACUGGAAGCCCAACUAAUACCAGUUUCAGCAUCACCUAUUCUCCAAAAGUCAGGGUUCGAAGGAGGAGUCGUGUACUGGGAUGAAUUUUAUCCCAGUUGGGAACUAGAUGACGAGAUGAAGCAGACAUGUUGGUGCAUGCUUCUUGGUGAAGCAUGGGCUUCAUCUCCCAAGAGCUCAGAGGCCAUAUCACUUGUUUUGGUUCCUGUUGAUGGAUCGCAGGAUGUGUUUCGGAGAAUUGGGCUCCACCGAUAUCUGGCCAAGGCUGCCGCAAAACCUUGGAAUGGUGCUACGAAGAGGAGGACCAUCACUAUCAUAUGA